This is a messenger RNA of Pollicipes pollicipes, 2817 nucleotides long. RefSeq lists its product as uncharacterized. The record is from RefSeq and is a predicted model, not a curated record. The transcript has 2 exons. Gene Ontology annotation, molecular function: protein binding. The coding region runs from base 185 to 1480 and encodes 431 amino acids. NCBI's taxonomy places the organism in Eukaryota, Metazoa, Arthropoda, Thecostraca, Pollicipedomorpha, Pollicipedidae.
CGACGGUUGGGUGUGUGUUGUCGCGGUAUCGGUUCUUGAAUUCCAGAAAGCAAGGCCCAAUCAGGGCGCGAGGUCCUAUGUUGCCUCAGCUGCCUUAGGUUCCGCUCGUGUGGUAGCAGGCUGUGUCAGGUCACAUGUGGAUCAGAACACCCUCUGGCUGCAUCAAGUUGAGCUGGCCAACAAAAUGAUGCUCUUCAAUCUACCAGUGGAGCUCCAUGAGAAGAUCCUGGGCUACCUGCAUGACCUGGACCUGAUGUCAGCCAGCCAGGUCUGCCAGCUGUGGCACCAGCUGUCUGAGGGCUUCUGCCGCAGAUCGGUGCAGAACCAGGUGCCAGAUGAUGUGCUGGAGGAGCUGCGCACCGAGCUUACGCCGGCGGCUGACGAGCUUGCCGGGGAGCAGCCGGACGCCGACGGCCGGUGGACCGAGCUGUACCGGCGCUGGAUGCAGUCGCAGCUGCGCUGCCAGCGGCCGUGGCGCGUCAGGAACACACACUACUUUCCGUUCACGGUGCUGGCGAUGUUCGCCGACGGCUCUCGCCUGUUCGCGGCCGACUCGGAGGGCGUGCUUACCGUGCAGAACAUGAAGGGUAGGCUCGACCUAAACCCCAGUCACCGGCUCUACCUGCACGAUGGGCACAUCAACCAGAUCGUGCCCGUGUGGCGGCUGCGGCUGCUGGUGGUGACCGGCGCCGACACACACUUCAUCCUGGACGGCGCGCCGCCGCGCCUCCUCAUGUGCACGGAGAACAUGUCGGGCCAGCGGCGCGUCAGCGUCCACGGCGACCAGCUGGCCACCAUGAAAGACGUCUAUCAGCGCACCUGCAUCACCGUCUACCGGAUGUCGGUGGACGAACGCUGGACGCGUCUUGAGCCGCUCUACGACGUGCACUGCCCGCACGCUGCGUUCCAGUGGAGCCUGUGGCGCGACCAGCUGGUCUGCUUCCUGCGCUCGGGCGAGCUCUGCGUGUGGGACCAGGCGGCGGCCGCCUGGCACCGCCACCCGGACGCCUACACCGAACUGCGGUACGAGAACCCCGCCUGGGUGGUGCGCGACACCGUGCUCUGCUCCACGCUGGUGCAGCGCCAGCUCAUGGGCUACUGGCACCAGGACCGCGACUUCACCUACUGGCUCCAGGGCCGCGUCUGCCAGCCGCUGGUGCGGGCCGCGCCCGCAUUUAACGAGAACAUUCUCUGCUUGUGCGCGCGCCGCUCGCUCGUCGUCGCCGGCACGCAGUCGGGUAAGCUGCUGUUCUUCCACUCCGGCGUGCGUGACCGCGGCGUGCCGGGGCUGCGCGAGCCCGACCGCAGCUGCGUCUCGGACGUCAAGCUGACAGCGCCGGUCUGCGUCAUCUCCCUCGGCUUCAAUGCCAUCGAGGGCGUGGCCCUCGGCUUCUCCGACCACUUGGUCUCCGUGUUCGUCAAGUCGCGUAAGAACAUGGUCGAGCUUAUUGAGGUGGCAGUCGCGAACUUAUUCCGGUAGAUACAAACAAAAACGUCAGUGAUGAAGAAAAUCUGCUGCAAAGCUACCAAUUUAGAAAAACCCUCUCACUGGGCUGCCAGGUCCGCAAAAUACCAAACGUAUACAUCAUGCACCGCUGUGGGUGCGCGACGGAGCGGCGACCAGUGCCCUAUAAUAACAGCGCAACAGCGCUGUUAUUACAGGGCCUUGUAUCGUAGAUUGCCGCCCAUCGCCCGCGCCGACCAUAGACCACCGUUUCACAUUCAAGGGAGCACGGUGCUGUUGUAUGAUUUUAUUUCCCCCAUUUUGCCUGUAGAACACUUGCUUUUUUAAAAUAUUCCGGCUCAAACUGUCAAUUUCUGUUCAGGUUGUCGCCUCCAGAUUCCAGUCUCGCCUCUCUAGUCUUCAUGGUUCCCGCGAUCUCUCAGUCUUGAUUACGCUCAUGCCCAAUAAAUCCAAAAUCAUUCUGCAGUACGUUAGUACAAACAUGUUUCUCAAUGCCUGUUAGCUUUUGUUUUAUUUUCGGCUCCCUGGCUCGUUCUUGUUCCGUUCAGUUUUGGUUAUAUGCCGAAAGCACCUACUUCUUCAUGCAUACCACUUCCGUGUUUAAUCCAUAUUUAUUAUGCCGGUCAAUUUUGUGUUAACAGCAGGAGCUGUCAGGGAGCACAGCCGGAAAACUUGGUAGCUUUGCAGCAGAUUUUUGGCGAUAAGUGGCGUUUUUAUAUACACAGGAACAAAUACGCGUGGCGGUCAGUGGCCGGGAGUCACAGGUCAGCUGACAUCGGGCCGGGAGUCACGAGUCAGCUGGCGUCGGACCGGGAGUCACGAGUCAGCUGACGAAGGACCGGAAGUCACGAGUCAGCUGACGUCGGACCGGGGCUGGCGAGAGCGCAUGCUGAGGGAGAGUCAGAGGGAGCGGAAGCCGCGCCUUCCCGCCGUGUAGCAGGGUCAGGUACAGCUGUCGAGAAACGCUGGGGCACGAACUCUAUGUGUUGGGAUGCGGGCUCGUGUCUUGCCGUUGGUUGAUGAAGCGCGCUAAUGUGGGUUACCUUCCCUGUCCACAUCAUGUCUUUCCCCCCGGUUGUGUUCCUACGUUGUGAUUGGCCUUGCGCCGUGGCGCUGUGACUCGUUUUUUUCUGUCAUUUGCCGUGUGGAAUGAACCAUGCCGCUGCUGCAUUGUAAGUAUUGUACCGGGCUAUGUAUGCGUUUGUGUUUGCGGUCUGGUGUCCGGAAGUACGGGUUGGAUGAAUUUGAAAGGACAUAGCCAGUAAUCAGCAAUAUUUUGCAACCUUUGAUCAGUGUUUUGCAAUGAUGUACCAUUGACGGGGAUCUGAGCCAUCCAUUUGUAAUAUAUGUGA